This is a messenger RNA of Pyrgilauda ruficollis (rufous-necked snowfinch), 2741 nucleotides long. It is a transcript of the gene CBFA2T3, whose product is annotated as CBFA2/RUNX1 partner transcriptional co-repressor 3. The transcript is spliced from 12 exons. NCBI's taxonomy places the organism in Eukaryota, Metazoa, Chordata, Aves, Passeriformes, Passeridae. The coding region runs from base 180 to 1964 and encodes 594 amino acids. Gene Ontology annotation, biological process: negative regulation of DNA-templated transcription; DNA-templated transcription. Gene Ontology annotation, cellular component: nucleus. Gene Ontology annotation, molecular function: transcription corepressor activity. The record is from RefSeq and is a predicted model, not a curated record.
CCCAGCACAGCUCCUGCCCGCCCGCGGGACAGGGCUGGUGGCACUGGCCUCGGCGGGGCUCGCGGGCUUGGGGUGCUGCCACCGUCACCUCGGGACUUCUCGGAGCAGACACGGACCCCUCGUGGGCCAGGGCACCGCGCGGGACCAGCCGAGAUAACGCGGAGACCACAGCCGCCGCCAUGCCCGACUCGCCGGCCGACGUGAAGACGCAGGCCCGCUCCACGCCGCCCGGCAUGCCCCCGCCGCCCGCCGCGCAGGGAGCCUCGCGCCACCCCUCCUUCACGCCCAGCACCAAUCGAGACGCUGGCCCUCCGACGUUUCUGCCUCGCGGCCGUUUUCAUGGUUGCUUGAAAUGGUCGAUGGUCUGUCUUUUGAUGAACGGGAGCAGCCACUCGCCAACCGCCAUCAAUGGGGCUCCGUCCACCCCCAACGGGUUCAGCAACGGGCCAGCCACCUCCUCCAGCGCCUCCCUGUCCACCCACCAGCUCCCUCCGGCCUGCGGUGCCCGCCAGCUCUCCAAGCUCAAGCGCUUCCUCACCACCCUGCAGCAGUUUGGGAACGACAUCUCCCCCGAGAUCGGGGAGCGGGUGCGCACCCUCGUCCUGGGGCUCGUGAACUCCACCCUCACCAUUGAGGAGUUUCACGCCAAGCUCCAAGAGGCCACCAACUUCCCGCUGCGACCCUUCGUCAUCCCCUUCCUCAAGGCCAACCUGCCGCUGCUGCAGCGGGAGCUGCUGCACUGCGCCCGCAUGGCCAAGCAGACCCCGGCCCAGUACCUGGCCCAGCACGAGCAGCUGCUGCUGGACGCCAACGCCUCCUCUCCCAUCGACUCCUCCGAGCUGCUCCUGGAGGUGGGCGAGAGCGGCAAGAGGAGGACGCCAGACAGGACCAAAGAGAACGGUUUGGACCGAGACCCCCUGCACCCCGAGCACCUCAGCAAGCGGCCGUGCACCAUGAGCCCAGCGCAGCGCUACAGCCCCAGCAACGGGCUGAGCCACCCCCCGAACGGGCUGGGGCACCCCCCUGCCGGCCCCCCCCUGCCCCAGCACUACCGCCUGGAGGACAUGGCCAUGGCACACCACUACCGGGACAGCUACCGGCACCCCGACCCCCGGGAGCUCCGCGAGCGCCAGCGGCCCGCCGCCGUGCAUGGGACGCGGCAGGAGGAGGUGAUCGACCACCGGCUCACGGACCGGGAGUGGGCGGAGGAGUGGAAACACCUCAACAACCUGCUGAACUGCAUCAUGGACAUGGUGGAGAAGACGCGGCGGUCGCUGACGGUGCUGCGGCGGUGCCAGGAGGCCGAUCGCGAGGAGCUCAACCACUGGAUCCGGCGCUACAGCGACGCCGAGGACAUGAAGAAAGGCAGCCCCCCCUCCGCACGCCCCCACAACUCCUCCUCCGCCGCCGCCGAGGCUCCCCAGUUAGACGCUCACCGGGACUUCGCGCCGCGGCCGCUCUCCGGGUACAUGCCCGAGGAGAUCUGGAGGAAGGCUGAAGAAGCCGUGAACGAGGUGAAGCGCCAGGCCAUGUCCGAGCUGCAGAAGGCCGUGUCGGACGCCGAGCGGAAAGCCCACGAGCUGAUCACGACGGAGCGCGCCAAGAUGGAGCGGGCCCUGGCCGAGGCCAAGCGCCAGGCGUCCGAGGAUGCCCUCACCGUCAUCAAUCAGCAGGAGGACUCGAGCGAGAGCUGCUGGAACUGCGGCCGGAAGGCGAGCGAGACGUGCAGCGGCUGCAACACCGCGCGCUACUGCGGCUCCUUCUGCCAGCACAAGGAUUGGGAGAAGCACCACCACGUCUGCGGGCAGACUCUGCAGGGGCUGCCGGGCCCCGCCGCCCCCGGGCCGGGCCAGCCCGACGGGGUGCCCGCCAUGGCCAGCAGCCCCAGCGAGGCGGGCUCGGUGGCCGCGUCCCGCGCCGGCACUCCGGCCACGCCGGCGCCGCUGGACAGCGCGUCCCGCUGACCGCCCUGGGGCUGCCGGAGCCACGGACUGCACCCCGUGCAAUUUCCUCAGCUACCUGACUCGUGUGACCUCCGAAACGACCUCUCUAGCUCUCACAACUAAUCCUCACGGAUCCUCAAGCUGGGCUUUAAGUGGAGUUAAGGCAAAUACCGGUCUCUGUUCUUUCUUCAGUCUUUGUUUUGGCUUUUUUCGGUUGGUUUUCUGUCGGUUGGGGGAUUGCGGUUUGGGAUUUUUUGGGUUUUUUGGCUGUUUUUAUUUUUCCUUUUUGCUCUUUGGAUGAGGGAUUUGGCUCCAGCAUCACCGUGCAGUGCUGUGGGGAGAGACCAGCCCGAUCCCAUCCCCCAUCAGCGCUGCCGAGGGGCUCACUUGGAGGAGGAAAGAAUUUUCCUUUCUUCAUCUCUCUCUUCCCAUUUUUUUUUUCUUUUUACCUUUUUUUUUUUUUUUGUAAAAAAAAAUAAAGAAAAUAAAAAAGAAAACGUCGGACUCUUUGGCUUUAAGUAAGAAAUUGUAAAAAAGAAAAAAAAAAAAGAAAAAAAAAAAAAAAGGAAAAAUCCAAAAACCAGACGACGCGUGACGGACGCUCACCUGUAACUACCUUGCUAGCUAGCCAAGAACAGACCAGACUCACCUCUGCUCCAAAGGAAAUCCAAAACCAAGGAAGAUCCAAACGUCUCUCCACUGCCAAAGUUCGUUUCGUUCUGUUGUCGCUUCCUUCCCCUCCCCACAAGGAUGGAUGGACAUGCCCCUGGGGCUUUAAAGAAUUUCUAUUAAAAUAAA